This is a messenger RNA of Penaeus monodon (black tiger shrimp), 2070 nucleotides long. RefSeq names its product argininosuccinate synthase-like (gene Ass). The coding region runs from base 16 to 1443 and encodes 475 amino acids. Gene Ontology annotation, molecular function: argininosuccinate synthase activity; ATP binding. Gene Ontology annotation, biological process: L-arginine biosynthetic process; urea cycle. Lineage: Eukaryota; Metazoa; Arthropoda; Malacostraca; Decapoda; Penaeidae. The transcript is spliced from 11 exons. The record is from RefSeq and is a predicted model, not a curated record. Gene Ontology annotation, cellular component: cytoplasm.
CCAAAAACUCUAUACAUGUCUGAAUGUAGUGAUAACACAAAGGUACAAGAGGGGGAAAUACGUAUGAUAGUUUGGGGCAACCGGUUGAUAGGUAAGAGCCAAAGAACGAUAGGUAACAACUCCCUAUUCAGCCACAAGACUGUAUCCAUUAGUACCCACUUGCGGCAGCGUGUUUGUUGUAUUGCAGGUUGCCACUUCGCCAUGAGCAAAGCCAAAGAAACUGUUGUUUUGGCCUAUUCUGGGGGACUGGACACUUCCUGCAUUUUGGUUUGGCUUCAAGAACAAGGCUUUGACGUGGUAGCCUAUUUGGCAAAUUUAGGACAAGAUGAAGACUUUGAAGGAGCUAGAAAAAAGGCAACGAAACUGGGAGCAAAAGAAGUUGUGAUAGAAGACCAGCGCCAGGAACUUAUUCAGAAUUUUGUGUGGCCAGCUGUAUCAGCAGACUUGAUCUUUGAGGACAGGUAUCUUUUAGGAACUGCUUUAGCCAGGCCUUGCAUUGUCAGAGGCAUAAUCGACGUGGCCAAGAGAGUCGGUGCAGGAUAUGUCUCGCAUGGAGCCACUGGCAAAGGGAAUGACCAAGUCCGCUUCGAGCUAGGCUGUUAUGCUCUGUGUCCUGAAAUCAAGAUCAUUGCACCCUGGAAGGACCCAAAUUUUUAUAAACGAUUCCCAGGACGACAAGAAUUAUUUGAGUAUGCAAGGGAACAUGGAAUUCCCCUGCCUGUUACCCCUAAGUGUCCUUGGAGUAUCGAUGCCAAUAUGGUCCAUGUAAGUUAUGAGUCAGGUGUUUUGGAGAACCCAUCUGCUCAUCCCCCUGAAGGAAUUUUCCAGAUGACAACAGACCCAGAAAAGGCCCCAGAAACACCACAAGUCCUUACUAUCACCUUUAACAAAGGUAUACCAUGUAGUGUGAUAGUUGCUGGGGAUGCCACACAAGUGAAAGAUCCGCUGGAAAUUUUCUGUGUGUGCAAUUCGGUUGGAGCUAAACAUGGAGUUGGAAGAAUUGAUAUUGUGGAAAACAGAUUUGUUGGCCUAAAGUCAAGAGGAAUAUAUGAGACCCCAGGCUUGACAAUACUCCGAGCUGCUCAUCUGGACCUUGAGGCUCUGUGCAUUGACCGUGAAGUGAGGAAAAUAAAAGCUUAUCUUAGCACUCGCAUGUCUGAAAUGGUUUACAAUGGGUUGUGGUAUAGUCCUGAGUUUGAGUACACAAAGCACUGCAUCAGCCAAUCCCAGAAGCUGGUUACUGGCAGUGUUACUGUGAAAGUUUAUAAGGGCAAUGUGUACGUGUUGGGCAGGAGUGCACCAGUGUCCCUGUACAAUCAGGAGUUGGUUUCUAUGGAUGUCCAAGGAGACUAUGAGCCAGGGGAUGCCCACGGCUUUAUCAAAAUCAAUGCAGUUCGUCUCCGAGAACAUGAGAGAGUGAAGCAGAUUGCCAAGAGUAACUAAGAGGAAAGAGGAAUUGGUGUGUUGUUUCUUCAAAUAAUUCACUGUAGGUCAAGUCAGCUAAAUACUAAUUGUACUAUGUAAGCAAUGGAAGAUUAACACAUUAAAUUGUGAUUUUCAAUUGGAUUGUCAGAGAUUUUUAUGUUUCACUUCAUGCAAUCAAAUCAUUGUCAGAAAGGUUUGAAUUAUGGGCUUGAAGGGGAAAAAUAGAAAGAGUCUCAAUAUUCAGCAAUGAUCAGUACUGAAACUAUGAUUUGUGCCAAUUAACUAUAUAAAUUAAUACUGUACAUAGGCCAGAUUAUAAUGUAUUUUCUAUAUAUGCCACAGAAUUUAAGAAUUAAAUGCAAAAGUAAUUUUUGUUUUGGUCUGAGGGAAAUAAAAUAGAAUAUGUAGUUUUUUUUCCUCAAUUGGAUUUAGAGUAUAUUGUGACUUCAGAAAGUUUAUAAAGGGAGUACUGAUCUCCCUUGGAAUUUGUUGUACUACAAAACUUUUUGUUGUUCAAAAAGUGUUAAAUUUUAAACUCAUUUUUGUGUGUGAAGAGCUUUAUCAAAGUACUUGAUUAUUCAGAGACUACAAUCUUACCUUUGUAAAUUGUAUGCAUCAGUAAUAGAAUUGUAAAAUAUAAUAAUA